Pichia membranifaciens NRRL Y-2026 is the source of this 543-nucleotide messenger RNA. RefSeq lists its product as hypothetical. The record is from RefSeq and is a predicted model, not a curated record. Bases 1 to 543 code for a protein of 180 amino acids. Gene Ontology annotation, molecular function: DNA-binding transcription factor activity, RNA polymerase II-specific. NCBI's taxonomy places the organism in Eukaryota, Fungi, Ascomycota, Pichiomycetes, Pichiales, Pichiaceae. The transcript has a single exon.
AUGGCGGGUCGUGGGGAUGACAGGCAGCUGCAGCUCAGCCUGGUGGACCUGCAGGAGUUCAACAGUGAGGCGAUUCUGCGCUCGUUUGUGUGCGAGUACGCGGAGAAGCACGGGUUUCGGGCCGUCAUCACACACUCCAACGACAAGGCGAUUCACUUUGCGUGCCAGCACCACAGGCGCAGCGGCAGGAAGAACGGGUCGGAACGGCAGCCGCUGGAGCAGGGCUGCCCGUUUGCGCUAGCGGCGUACCACUCGAAGAGCACGCGCAGCUGGACACUCAAGACGAAGAACUGCGUGCACAACCACCCGUGCGGCAGUGCGCAAAACGCCGCCCAGAAGCGUGUCUGUGCAGACAUCGCCGCCCUGCACCGGGCAGGAAACAAGCCGGCGUUCAUCCAGCAGAAGGUGGUGUCGAACCACCCGGACAUGGAGCACGUCGUGACGAGGAAAUUCGUCUACGAGACGCUCCGCAACCUGCGCAAGAGAGAACUGCGGGCCCGCAGAGCUGCUCCACCCCUGGAGGACAGCCUUCUGGAGACAUAG